AUGAAAAGUUCUAUGGACGUUCCGAACUAUAAAAAGAUCGAGGGAAAAGUAGCUAUUGUCACAGGAGGAGCAAGCGGCAUCGGGGAAGCCACGGCUCGUUUAUUCGCCAAACAUGGCGCACGUGCAGUUGUGAUCGCGGACAUCCAAGACAACCUUGGCAAAAACAUCGCUGUCUCCAUUGGCUUAGACCGUUGCACUUACAUACAUUGUGAUGUUACAGAUGAGUCCCAAGUGAAAUCUCUGGUAGACUCAACAGUGGCCAUCUACGGUCAGCUGGAUAUUAUGUUCAGCAACGCGGGGAUUGCAAGUAAAUGUGUUCAGACAGUUUUUGACUUCGAUAUGGAACAAUUUGACCGACUUUUUGCAGUCAAUGUUCGCGGGAUGGCAGUUUGUGUGAAACACGCCGCACGUGCAAUGGUGGAGCUGAAGGUGAAAGGAGAUAUUAUUUGUACGGCUAGUGUGUUUGCUAGGAAAGGGGUGGCACAACGGACAGAUUAUUGUAUGUCAAAGCAUGCAGUGGUAGCACUGAUGAAAUCGGCUAGCAAGCAGUUAGGGCAGUAUGGGAUUCGAGUGAAUUGUGUGUCACCAUAUGCUGUGGCUACACCGUUGAUGUGUAACAUGCUUGAGAAGGAUGUUGCAGAAGUGGAAAAACUGCAUGAACAAAUGACUUGUUUGAAAAAUAUGGUUUUAAAAGCAGAGGAUGUUGCUGAGGCUGUUUUGUUCCUUGUGGGUGAGAAAUCUGGUUUUAUCACUGGACAUGAUCUGGUUAUCGAUGGCGGAUAUACUAAUAUUUGA
Messenger RNA from Erigeron canadensis, 795 nucleotides. Its product is annotated as (-)-isopiperitenol/(-)-carveol dehydrogenase, mitochondrial-like. The record is from RefSeq and is a predicted model, not a curated record. Lineage: Eukaryota; Viridiplantae; Streptophyta; Magnoliopsida; Asterales; Asteraceae. The transcript is spliced from 2 exons. Bases 1 to 795 code for a protein of 264 amino acids. Gene Ontology annotation, molecular function: oxidoreductase activity.